CACCGCUGUCAAGCUGACGCUGACAUUUUUCCUUUACCCUUUACCGCUAAAAAUGUGCCGACGUAUGGAGUCUGGAGUGGCUUGGAACAAUUAAUAUAGGUAGAAGAGUUCCAGUUUCUGGCACCCAUGUUUCAAGAUUGAAGUGGGUUAAAAAAAUACAGGUGAGUACCUACAUGUCAUUGAUUCUGAUAAUAUUGUGAAGUUGCUCAGGGCAUUGAUUAUGUUUCACUUAAAUCUUUUUGAUACUACUAUGGCAAAAACAAGUAAGAAAUAGACACGAAAGUGCCUAUAUCCUUAUUGCCAAAAUUAAUACAUAUUGAAUGUAAGUCAUUCAUAUCCCCCAUCCACGAAAUUUCAUCGAUUCGCAAAAAAUCCCAGUCACAGGCAAUUAUGAUACAAUGCCUGUGGAUUAGCUUCCAGUACAAAAUCUGAUAACUAUGUUUGCGAAGACCAGUUUGUACUAUCUGAUCAUGUUUCCCUUCAGGAUCCCUAUUCACGUUUGAACUGUCUUGUAGUUCCAAAAGAUGUUGAUGGUCAAAUUCUAAGUUAACCCAUUAGUCAUUCUGACAUUGCAGUUUCAUUGAAGGAAUGCUCUGCUUCGGCAGCAAGCCAUGUAAAUUGCCUGCCAAAAGAAGUACCAAAGACCUGACAGAUGUAAGUACAAUUGAACACGAUCACUGCUAUUCUAAGCCAGAUUUUUGUGGUACAGACUUAUUAUCAAGAUAAAUAUACAUUUCUGUCAGACACUUCGAGUUCAUGGCUUACACAAUUAGAAGUAAGUAAAAGUCAAUUAACAGAAAGGGAAUCUAAAAUGUUCAAAUUCGCCGCAACAUAAAGUGAUGUUAACAUCCCCCAAUGCCCUACAUGUGGGGAAGCACUGUUCUCUGAUGAGUUGACCCCCUUACAGUUGUAUGCUCAUUUCAAGGAACAGGACAACAAGCAGAGGCUGACAUACGCAAAUGACAAACUAAGUCAUCUACUAGAUGUUUUCCAUGUAAAACUGUAUAGUUGUUUGGAUAAGUUUGCCCAUUUGCCUAAUGAUCAAGCCUCCUUCAAAACAGGUCUGACACAACUGCUUGAAAAUUUUCAGCCUUGCAAUUUUCAUGAUGACCUCAAAAAUAUCAUUAACAAAUGCAUCAGACUGACAAUCUUCUAGUAUAUUAAACAUAAAAAUUCUUUGAAAAGACCUCUUGAAACAUCUGAUGGUCAUUCAAGGAAAAUGAAAAAGUUGAAUGCCACCAGGUAAAUCAUUUUCGAAUAUUUGCUGCUGGUUUUUUAAUCAUUUCAUGUACGUACCUCCAUGGAUGAACCAUCAUAAACCCGGCUGUGACAUACCUGACCAGGACAUUUUUACCAUAUUGUGAUAGAAUUGUUUUAUUUUAUUUUUUAGAAUUGUAUGUUGAGUUAUUAAAUUACUAUAUAUGGCCUGUACCAUGUACAUACAGGCUUUACUCAUGUUAAAUAAAUGUAAAAUUUUGCAAAUUAAUGUUUAUUCAGAAGUAUAAUGAUAUGUUUGAUUAACGAAAUCUUGUACCCUUUACAUACAGAUUUCACAAUAUUUUUCUUAUUGAAUUUUUGUCGAGUGUGGUAUCAUGGGUUUUUUGUAGUUUCCUUAUGAUCGUAAUCAUAAACCCCCAUGGGAGGUUCAUUGCACUAUAUUUCAAAUGCACCACAUUACGUUAUCUACCAGAAUAAAGUUAUUUUCCUUAUGAUCGUAAUCAGAAACCCCCAUGGGAGGUUCAUUGCACUAUAUUUCAAAUGCACCACAUUACGUUAUCUACCAGCAUAAAGUUAUUUUCCUAAUUAUAUUGUUUUAUUUAUUACUCUUGAACGAACCCAAUCACAAAUACACGUGAGGUGUUUGAAUUGUUUUUCCUAAUGCAAAAUUAAUUUUUGUUAUCAGAAAAAACAACCAAAUAAAGAUGACAAUGAGUGACAGAUGUGGUGAGAAGUAGGCAACCAUGGGAGCAUCGCCGUAUGUCAUUGUAAGAAACAUGGCGGCAUAUGUCAUUUCGUCGACUUGUUCCGAGUAGGCAAGCGCUCUUUCUGUGUCAUAUUUGUUCUUUCACCACGACAACAUGGCGACAUUCGUGUUGCUGGUUACACCGAGUUAGCAUUCUUUCAGUGUAUAAUUUGUGGUUUGUUUUUCUCAACGGUUUUAACCUAAACAUUUGCCAAAAAUUCAAAUCCAAAAAUUACUUUUAUCAACAGGUUACACAUUCUGACGUGCAUUUGUGAGCUAAAAUAAUCAGUUAAUACAAACAUGAAACGUGCCUUGUUUUUAAUAGUACAUUUAAGCGUUCUUUUCAAAGUUCAAUCCGGAUUUUUGGAUUAUGUUCCUGGUUUUGCCAGUCUUUUUGGCGGCAAUGAGGAAAAAACCGAGUUAUACAAGUCAGAUGCCUUCGAUAAGAAAAUUCCUUAUGAAGUCUCUAUGGUGGACGAAACAUUCAUCAAGGAAGCUGCAAAACUAACUGGUGUAGCAUUAUCUGAACUCGACUCAUGUCAGCAAAGGGUUGUAUUCAAGCUUAAGUCGGACUGUGAGAAAAUGAAUGAUGAACAACUAGCUAAAAUGGCAGUACAUUUGCUUAACUGCCAAUCAUAUGUUGAGGGGCGACCAACAUACGCAUGUUCGGAUGAGAUGAGUAUUAGAGACUGUACCAAACAUAUGGACUCUGAUACUUGGACAAGCUACCAUCUUAUGAGCAAUAGAGCAAGAGCUGUUUUCAAAAAUUGCAAUAUGAAGCUUGUUGUUCCACUGAUCAAUGCAAGAUGGUCACACCUAAAAUGUUUGGUUCAAUUCCGUGGACUAGCUGAACAUACAGUAAAUCGACUCAUGGACGCUGCGCAAGAUCAACUUAGAACUCUCAGAAAAGUUGUAACUGAUCAAGAAAAACUCCAGGACAUUGCUGAAUAUACCUUCGAUACUUUGACUAAAGGCCAAGAAACUAUUUCAAAGCAGCAACAAGACCUACAAAAAGCUCAGUUUCAUGGACAGCUGGUCAUAGAGGACAACAUCCAAAGGUUAGUAGAUGAGAAGAGAUUGUUACUAGAAACACAUGGUGUUCUGGUAAAGAUGAGUGAAAAUGUACAGGCAAAGUUAGAAUGGUCACUCCAACAGGUUGAGCACCAAACAGAUGAGAGCAAAGUUAAUCAUGCAGAGCUUUUGAAAGAUCUUUUGGAGAUUCAAAGAAAAGCUAAGGAGAUAUUUGAAAAAAUUGAUGAAUCUUCAGAGCUAUUGGUCAAACAAAAUGAAGAAUUCAAAAAACAAUAUAACUUGACCUUAAGCAGCUUGAGGGAAGUUAAUGAAACGAUACACACUUUAGUCAGCUUAGUUGGAGGAACUAGAGACACUCUUGAAGAAAAUUCAAGGACUAGUGUGUCUAUCCAUUUCAAGAAUGCAGAUAUCACCAAAAAAGGCAUUGGACACGAUUAAGGGAAAACUAACACCAAAGAUAACUCCGUCAAAGGAAGUUAAUUGUUCACCAAGAUUUGCAUCCCAGGAAAUAUCUUCAGUGGGGGCAAAUUCUAAUUUGCGCAGUUAUGUGCAAGAGUCUAGAAUAUACAGUCAGACUAGUAGAAAUGAAAUCAUGCGCAGUUGCAACCAUAACACUCAGCAAGUUGAAGAACCUGAAGAUUACAAAAAUGAAAGCACGUAUCAUUCUAAUGAAGAUUACGACUUCACGCCUCCUGUGUCAAGGAAUGGUGACUAUCCAGUAACAUCCACUUCUAGAAGUAGGAGUAGGACACCCUUGCAUACAAACACUGGUCAGAGAGGCUCCUGUAUGGCGAAAACAAGACUGGGCACGCCUUGCAAACUUUCUUCUUUGCCUGGUCGCGAUUUCUGUCAUAGGCAUCAGGGUGGCGACUCAGUAAUAAUAGGUUGAAAGGAAAUUGUAGAUCGACAUAGUUUAAUUUGGUGUACUGUACAUAGUAACUUAUAUAAUAUACAAAUGUACUAUUUUGCUUUAAAAAUAGUGCGUCCCUGAGUCGGGUUAUUAGAUUCGAAGUAACUUAAAACGCAUCAUGGACAGAUUCUACCUAGUGAAAGCAUUUGAUACAUUUUCAUAUACCAUAUUUUCUGGUCUCUUUCUAGAGUAUUGGCUAAUCAUUAUUAAUAUUGUAUGCGUAAAGGAUAGCGUUGACGUUAUUUGACAAUCGCUGAUUUAUGUGUGAUAAAUGUUAGAAUAAGGUUAAUAGUAUCGACUAUGUAUGAGGUAUUGUGAUUAGCUAAAACUUUCCAUCCCUUUGUCACUACUCCACUAGAAUCUGCACCAAACACCAAUUUGGUCACAAAAUAUAAUGAGUUUUCGCAUUUAGUCAAUAAUUUUACAUAUCAUUUUAGUGGUGUCUUAAUGUAUUGCAGUGAAAUCUCAUCAAUGAUGGGUGCUCUUAAGAAAACAGUUAAAUGUAGACUUUAUGACAUUACGAUUUCCUGUGAUUCACGCGUGGAAAUGUUUGCCCAUGCAGUAUCUUUUUGAAUCUCUUUUUUUGCAUGAACUUUUAGAAUUUAAUAUCGGGAUGCAUUUGUUUAGAUUGAUUUUUUCAAUUAUUUUAGACAAGAGCACUCACUAUUCUGCAGCUAUUUUUGGUGUUAUAUAUUUCGGAUAGUUAUAAUAGCAAUUGACUUAGUUUAUAGUUGACAUUUAUAUAGGAUUUAGAUAAUACAAAUGAAAUAUAGUUUGCCAAAGAUUGUAUUUUCAAAUAUAUUUUGAUCAAUUUUUAUUCAAUCUGAUAUUUAAAUCCGUAAUUUUUACUUUGGGUAAAAUCCUAAAAUUUUAUAUAUUGAUAUGAAUUGUACUAUAUAAGCAUUUUAUACGCAGCAAGGUAGACUCAAGAUUGGAUUAAACAGAUGACUUGACGGACUGGUUUUGCGUGAUUUUAUUACUUUUUAAACUAACUAGUCUGCUACUUUGUUGUCAUAUUACACAAUGUAUUCAGCCAGCAGCUCAAGUUUAUGGCGUCGCAGUCACUCCACUUGAAUGGAUAAUAAUAAUAGUGAGUUAAUGCAAUUUUGAUGGGGUAUUUUUAGCCAUGAUCACAAUAGUUUUUUUGUUGUUAAUUUCCUUGUGGUAUUUAGUUUUGCUGUUUCAACCUUUAUACUGCUUCACAAGUUGAAUCAUUUUCUUCUUUUAGAUAACUGAAACAGAAUUUUACUGCUACUUAACAGAUGUGUGAUCUAAAUUAUUGUAUUUAAACAUUCUUAUAUAUUCUCCAACAAUGAUAUGUUAUUUUGCAUGUCCUUCUCAGACUUAUCUUGUCCUAGUAAACGCAUUCCGCAUCUCCUCUAUUCCGUGGAGUCGACCUAACCAAUUACAGGCAAAUUCAAUCAUAUCAGGGCCACUGUUCAGUUGUUCUUUCUGCUUCAUGCCCCAUUUGGCGGCGUUCAGUUGGAGGAGAUGCGGGUUCGGAUCCCGAUGUCGCCCUUUUUCCUUCCUCUCAAGUUGUUUACUAAAAAUUCUCGCUGUUGCGGAUGCGCUCAUUCGAAAAAUCGUAUACAGGUUAUUUUGUCGUAUUAUUCCUGAUCCAAUCGCUGAGAUCAGAAGUUACUUAAUUGUUUUCUGAUGCUUAAGAAACAUGUGUGCCUAAUAAAUUAUUGAAUUCACAAUAAAUGUUCCAACUACCUCCCUUCAGCAGCAAGCAACAGGCUAGCCACGAAAUUGUACCAGACCACCUUAUCUAUUCUCUAACUGAAUCCCGAGCCACGUUUACUUUGAAACGAUACGGUGAUCCAUCUUGUCUUAUCAAAUGUGAAUUUUCUACAUGCCACUCGUGUAAGUUGUGUAAAUUCAUAUAACCAUCUUUUUUGAAUGUCGGCUCAUCAGUUCAUAAGAUUUUCUCCAGAAUCUUCCCGGUGUCUGUAACAUUGUUUGACAAAACUCAACUCUGGGGAGGAUAAUCCCGGCGUUGUAGAGAUUGUACCGCUGUACGUGGUAUGUAUGAAGCCGUUACGUGGAGCUCGUUCUUUCGCAAGAUUCGGUUGGCUGUCCUUUUGGGCACUCCCAUGCUUGCUUCUAUUUGACGUACUGAAGUACUAGGGUCUUCUUCGACUGCUUGUAGUACGACGUCUUUGUAAGGAAAGGAAAUUCUUCCUUCACCACGUGCUUUAUUUGGGAAUCGUCUCUGUCAGAGUAAAUGGUGCACUUUCACAAAAACUCGAUGAUUAUGGUGAUGAGCAGCAUUUGGGUACCUCUCACGAUAAGGCACUAUCAUUGCAUUAAGAUUUCCCAUAACGCAUGUCGGCAUAUUCCUAUAUGGUGUACACAGGCAUGGUGGCACUACACGAUCAUGAAGGCAUCACUAUCUGUCUUGCUGUCACUACAUAGAAUGAAAUUGUCACUUCAUGUAUCUAGCAUACAGAAAAAAUAUGACAUUAUCGAUGUUUUUGAUGAUGAGACAACACCUGAUGUACUAUGCCUCACGGAAACAUGGCUGACGUCUGAUGCAGUGAGUGUUGCUAAUAUUAAGGGGUAUACAAACGCAGCAACUUUCUGCAGAAGCCAAUAUAUUCACGGUGGCUGAGCUUUAUUUGUGAAGCAAGGCGUGACUAUCAACUCCCAUAUGUCAAGAAGUUUUCCGUAGAACGACACAUCGCAUGCUGUGGCACAAUAGUGACUCUGCAAACCACAAACACCAACCUAAUUGUAAUGUGAGUAUCUGGUAACAUACGAACCUUUCUCGAGAAUCUUUCGAAAAUUCUCAAUCACGUAUUAGCCACACGUGACAAGAUUAUUCAUCGGCUAUUCUCGCCCACCUAUAAACACCAUGACGCUUAAAGAUAUUUUAGAUUCGUUCCACCUUGUAAAUCACUGCAACUAACUUACACACUACGCUUUCAUCCGGAAUAACACAAUAUCCAAUACGUCAAUAGACUACAUCACGACAAAUCUCAGUCCACAAUUCAUCAUUUGUACAGUAUUUGACCCACUUAUAUCCGAUACACUGCCCAAAUGCUCUCUAUCUCCAUCACGUCAACCAGCGAAUCCACUAAAGACAAUAGCAAGAACAAUAAAAAAUGAAAACCUUGAGAACCUUAAAUCCAACCUGUCUCAAGAACAGUGGUCGAUAACUGAAGAUGAAGACACACGGCACACGGCAUUUAAAAACUUCGUCGAUACCUUCUUAUGGCAUUUUAAUACCGCGUGUCCAGAAAGAGUCGUAAUUUUUAAGCAGAACUCGCAGACUAAAGCCUGGAUGAUGGAGGAAAUAAGAUCCAGUAAAAACUUGAGGAUAUACACACGCACUGCAAAGUAACAAAGAUAACUCCGAACUAAGGCCGGCAUUACACCAUAACAGUUCUUUCACAAAGAUCUUUUAUAAAUUACUCGUACAAAAGUUAUGCAUAAAAGAAAUGUUAUGGCUGCCAAACAGCCUAUUACACUACGUAAAAUAUUUUAUAAACUAUUUUAAGAAGGUAAUGCAAAUACUGCUAUGGACGACGACGUUCAGGUUGCUGCCAUAGCAAGUUUUACUUCGGCAGCCAUUGUAGUGGCUUUAACAACGAAAAAGAAGGCUGUGGGCCAAACCGUGGAUCGCCAGCCGUGAGUUGAAGGGGAUCUACAUAACUUGGUCCAAGAACUGCCAGUGGAAAAUCAGAGAAGUUAUGUUAACUUUUUGAGAAUGAAUGAGGACACCUUCACGUUCCUAGCUCAGAAAGUGGAACCAUUAAUAUCACGGAAAGUGACACAUUUACGAAACCUCUCAGCACUGAGGAGCGGCUCAUGGUCAGGUUGCAAUUUCUAGUCACUGGAGAGAGUUACACUAGCCUCCAGUAUAUCACUCGCAUCCCCCAGUGCUCCCUUUAAGGCAUCAUCCAAUCCAUUCAAUUUCUUUUUCACGUGUGCAAUCGUGCACGUGUGUCUGUUUUCUUGCAAAACGUCAGCAAUUGCCUUAUAUGUUUCCAAACGUUUGUUCAGAUUUUUAUUGUUGUUUCAUAUUCGGAAAUUAGCAGCUUCGUAGCCGCCAGACACCAUCUGUUCUCCCCAUCUUGAUACAACUACGCAAAAUAUUUGAUCAAAUAUAGGAUGAAGAGGCUAAAUAUGAUAAAAGAACUUUUAUAAAAGUUUUAUUUUAUAAAAGUCGGCCUAUUACACUCUUCCAACUUUUUUUUAUCAAAUAUCUUUGUCAAAGAACUUUUAUAGUGUAAUGCCGGCCUUAGACAACACUACCUACAAAGAAAAAGAAAACACAGAAAACUACUAAACAACGACAUCAUGAUUAAUGAACAUCUAAUAGAAAAUGCUGAAAACUAAUCGAAGAAUUUAUGGGAAAUUGUAAACAAAGAACUAGGACGAAGCAACUGUACCAAUCAAAUGAUCUUAAAUAUAGAAUCCGUUGGAGAUCUGAGAAGCGGAGGUACAUCCGACGCAUUUAGUAGAUACUUUUCGACAGUAGCAGAGAAGAAGCUCAUGAACACUUUGGAGGACAGCCCACAACAACAAGUCUGUCAGCAACCUCACUGGGUCGGACAAUAUUCUACAGUGAAACUACCGAAGAUGAAGUG
Molecule: messenger RNA, 8500 nt
Organism: Acanthoscelides obtectus
Lineage: Eukaryota; Metazoa; Arthropoda; Insecta; Coleoptera; Chrysomelidae
Source: the annotation of a GenBank genome assembly